Pseudophryne corroboree (corroboree frog) is the source of this 1692-nucleotide messenger RNA. RefSeq names its product transforming protein RhoA-like. NCBI's taxonomy places the organism in Eukaryota, Metazoa, Chordata, Amphibia, Anura, Myobatrachidae. Gene Ontology annotation, cellular component: cytosol. Gene Ontology annotation, biological process: small GTPase-mediated signal transduction. Bases 121 to 702 code for a protein of 193 amino acids. The record is from RefSeq and is a predicted model, not a curated record. Gene Ontology annotation, molecular function: protein kinase binding; GTP binding; GTPase activity. The transcript is spliced from 5 exons.
CUAUUGGCUGUCCGGGCUGUCAGUUAUGGGCGGCGUUCGCUGCCAUUGGCGGAGAAGGCGGGGUGGUUGACAAGUCACAGCUGGUCGGACGGGUGGAAGCAGCGGGACAGGGCGGACGGAAUGGCUGCCAUACGUAAGAAGCUUGUGAUCGUUGGGGACGGGGCCUGCGGGAAGACCUGCCUGCUCAUCGUAUUCAGCAAAGAUCAGUUCCCUGAGGUCUACGUGCCCACCGUGUUUGAGAAUUAUGUGGCUGAUAUAGAGGUUGACACAAAGCAGGUUGAGCUGGCUCUGUGGGAUACAGCUGGCCAGGAGGACUACGAUCGUCUCCGACCACUGUCCUAUCCCGAUACUGAUGUCAUCCUCAUGUGUUUCUCCAUCGACAGCCCUGACAGUCUGGAAAACAUCCCUGAGAAGUGGACUCCGGAGGUGAAACAUUUCUGUCCCAAUGUACCUAUAAUACUGGUGGGAAACAAGAAGGAUCUGAGGAAUGACGAGCACACCCGCCGGGAGUUGGCCAAAAUGAAGCAGGAGCCAGUGAAGCCAGAAGAAGGGCGAGAUAUGGCUAAUAGGAUCAGUGCUUUUGGUUACCUGGAGUGUUCUGCUAAAACAAAGGACGGUGUGCGGGAAGUGUUCGAGAUGGCGACAAGAGCUGCUCUGCAGGCCAAGCGGGGUCGCAAGAAGAACACGUGUGAUUUGCUCUAAGGCUCAUCCGAAUUGCAAAUGGAAACAGCCUCCCCCCCUUCCCCCCCACCGCCCCCUUUCCUCACGCACUCCGCCUGCUCCCCUCUCUGCCCAUGCGGCUCCAACUCUGUUCUACACCUCAGGCUGAGGAGGGGGUCCUGUGAUGAAGCCGCACACCACUCCUUCUAUGUCAGCCACACUGCCUUACUGGGAGGGAGACGGGGGGGAGGCAAUCCCACCCUCUGCAGGUCCCCUCCACCUGGGAUAUGGUCCUCGCCGUGUCCUGCGGGUCCUAUUGAUGGGGACUUGCGCAGUGCCAUGUUUGUCGGGACAUUUUCAAGAAAGGGUUGGGCUCCAGUGCCAUGUUUUCUAGGACUUUUGAAGGAGUUGGGCAGGCGGUGCCAUGUUCUGUUCGACCUCUCCAGGAAUCCGUGCUGGUUCUGCGUUGCAGAGCGGCAGAAUUUGUUUUUUUUUGUAUUCUGCUUCACAAAAACUGAUCUUCCCUUUCUAUACAUAUAUAUGUGUCUCAGAUGUUUUGUACAUGAGCAAGCUGGGCUAAAUCCACAGCGCAGAGAUGGGCGGCCUACAGCUCUCCAGCAUACCGUUGCUGGGACUUCUAGUUCCUCCGUAUCUGGUGUGCAGCAGGCAUACCCCUUUCUGUCCUAGAGAGGAACGCUGGCUUGACUAGCUCCUCGGUGCGGGCCUCGAGCUUCUGAUGUCAGGGUGGGAUUUAGCCCCAGGAAAAGGAAGCCGAUUGCAGAAGAGGCAAAGGUGACGACAUCCUUCUCUCUGUCUCUGUGCCAUAUCAUAUCGCCCCCCCCCCCCCCCCCCCAUCCUCUGUGUCUGCGAGGUUUGGGCCCAGAAGUCGCUUUUUCUGUGUGUUUUUAAAGCUGUCUAAUUUUAUUCCUCUUUUCAUGUUGAUAACGUCUUUUUUUCCAAAAAGAUUUACUGAAUAUACACUGUUCUCAGCAAGCAGAAUUUCACAAUAAAACUGUAGUCAUGUUUUAGAAA